AUGGUUGAAAAUAAUUCUCAAAAUUCUAAAAUUGAUAUUGCGAUCAUCGGUAUUGGUAUUCGUUUACCAGGAAAAAUUAAUUCACCAGAACAAUUUUGGAAUGCUCUCCAAAAUUCAUUCGAUGGUGUUGUGAAAAUUCCAAAGGAGAGAUGGUCUGAAGCAUAUCAUCAACACCGAUUGAUUACAAAUGAUAAUGCAGGUUUAUUGGAGUUGGAUGAAUGGAAAAAGUUUGAUCCACUAUUCUUUGAGAUCGCUCCAAAAGAUGCUCCUGUUCUCGAUCCACAAGAGAGAAUGCUUCUUACACUCACCUAUGAAGCAUUGGAAGAUGCCCAGAUUCCAUCAAAGUCAUUAUCAGGAUCAAACACCGGUGUAUUUGUGGGUGUAUCAACGAUUGACUACCAUCAUUUGAAUACUGGAUUUAGUCCAUCCUACCCUGCCCCAAAGGUUUUGUGUGAUUUUUCAACACAUUCUGUGAUGGCAAAUAGAGUUUCCUAUUGUUUUGAUUUCCGUGGUCCAUCGAUGUGUAUUGAUACCGCUUGUUCAUCAUCUUUGACCGCAACCGAUCUUGCAAUCAAAUACAUUCAAGAUGGUGAAUGCGAUAUUUCACUUGUUUGUGGAAUCAAUGCUUUGUUUGACCCUGAAAUUUCAAAGAUAUAUAGCAAUUUUGGUGUUCUUGGAGAUCAAUGUCGUUCUUUCGAUGCUGAUGCAAAAGGUUUUGUCAAAGGUGAAGGAUGUGGAGUGGUUGUUUUGAAAAAACUUUCAAAUGCAGAGAGAGAUGGAAAUCGAAUCUAUUCAGUUAUCAAAGGAAGAGGUAUCAAUACUGAUGGUCACUCAAACAAAGAUACGAUAUCUACACCUUCAAAUGUGACACAAUCACAAAAUAUUAAACUUGCUCUUCAGAGAUCAAAUAUUGAUCCAUCAGAAAUCUAUUAUGUUGAAGCACACUCCACUGGAACUGUUGUUGGUGAUCCAAUAGAAGUCCAAGCAUUAAUCGAUGUUUUUGCUCAUAACCACACUCCCGAAAGACCUUUGAAGAUUGGAUCAGUAAAAACAAAUAUUGGUCAUUUGGAAAGUGGUGCUGGUGUUGCAUCUCUUAUCAAAGUAUCUUUGAUGUUAAAACAUAGAAAACUUGUACCAAGCAUUAAAAUGAGAAAAUUAAAUCCAAAGAUCCCUUUUUUGGAAUCAAAUAUUCAGGUUGUUACACAAGUUGAAGAUCUACCUAAUGAUAGAUUGAUUUCAAUGGGUAUUAAUUCUUUUGGAAUUGGUGGAUCGAAUAGUCAUAUCAUUUUACAAGAAUAUAGAGAUGAAUAUAAAUUCUCAAGUUUAUCAAAAGAUUCAUUUUAUCAUUCAUUUUUAAUUCCAAUAACAGCCAAUUCUUCUGUAUCGAUAGAUAGAUAUAUUGAAUCAAUCAAGGAAUAUCAAAAUAGAAUUUCUUUGAAAGAAUUCGCAUUAUAUCAAUCAAUUACGAAAUCAUUCCAUUCGAAAAGAAAAGUAAUUAUUGCCAAAGAUUGGAUUGAGUUCAAUUCACAAUUAAUUCAAUUUAAUGGCCAAACACCUUCUCUUGGAAAGAAAUUGAUUUAUGUUUUCUGUGGACAAGGACCUCAAUGGAAUGAGAUGGGAAUGAAUCUCUAUCAAAAUGAACCAAUUUAUCGAUCAAUCGUUGAUAAACUUGAUAAAAUGUUUCAAGUUUAUUCUGGAUACAGUAUUUUAGAUAAAAUGAAACAAAUCUCCAAUCAAUCUACUGAUAUACACAAACCAAUUCUUGCUCAACCUUCUUUAUUCAUUUUCCAGGUUGCUUUGGUUGAACUUUAUAAACAUUGGGGUUUAAAUCCAUCUAUAGUUUUGGGACAUAGUUUUGGUGAAAUGACUUCUGCUUAUGUAUCAGGAAACAUUUCAUUGGAUGAAUCAGUCAAACUUGUUUAUUUAAGAGCAAUAUUCCAAAAUGAAACAGUUGGAUCUGGAAAAAUGUUGGUUGUUGGAAUAAGUGCUGAUAAAUACAAAAAUGAUUUCCAAAAUCAAUUCCCAGCUCUUGAAAUUGCUUGUUAUAAUUCUGAACAAUCAAUUGUUGUAACUGGAAAUGAAGAGAAGCUCAACGAAUUGGUCAAACAAUUAAAGAUAAAAGAGAUUUUCAAUUCAUUCCUUAGAUCUCAAUGUUCAUUCCAUUCAAAACAUCAAGAAGUUAUAAAAGACAAAGUAAUCUAUCAGAUGAAAGUAUCUAACUCUGAAAGAUCAAGAAUUCCUUGGUAUUCAACUUUUACCGGAGAGCUAAAGAUUGAUCCUAUUGAUUCUCAAUAUAUUUAUGAUAGUUUGAGAUAUCCAGUUUACUUUCAGAAAACAUUACAAUCGAUUGAAAGAGAUAUUGGAAGAGACUUUAGUGAUUAUGUUUUCUUGGAGAUAUCACCCCAUCCAACAUUAAUCAGUUUAAUCAAAGAAACACUUCCAUCUUCAAAGAUUAUUUCUCCAAUUCAAAGAAAUAGAGAUGAACAGUUAUUAUUCAAAUCAUCAUUGGCAGAACUUCAUUGUCUUGGUGUUAAUAUCAGAUUCCAAACUCAAUUCAAUACUUCAGAUAUCAAAAACCCAGUUUGGAGAGAUAAUGUUUCUAUUCUACCACGAUAUCAAUGGGAUAAUGAACUCUAUUGGAAUGAAUCACAUCAUUUUACAAAUAAGAAGACAUAUGGACCAACAACUUCUAUCCUUGGAAAUCCAUCAUUCUUCAAUGGAAAUCAAUGCUUCCUAUCGGAAAUCAAUAUUGGAAGUAAACCAUAUCAGUAUUUAAAAGAUCAUCAAGUGAAGAGUGGUCCACUUUUCCCAGGUGCUGCAUAUAUUGAAGCUAUCAUUGAAUCAAUGAGUUCAAACAAAAAAGAUAUUCUUAACAAUGAUUAUUUUGAUGAGAGUGAAGAAUGGCUCCCAACUGCCAAAUCUAAAGUAACUCUACUUCCGAGUUCAACUUCAAAAGUGUUAGAUUUUGAAUCAUAUAGAAAUAAAUGUAAUUGGUCAUCAUUCACUUCUGAAGAAUUGUACAAAAAGACACACAGGUUAGGAUUGAAAUAUGGACCAGCAUUCCAACAUAUCAAAUUAAUGUUAGUUGGUGAUAAAAUGUCAUUUUCAAUUUUGAAUGUGAGAUCUUCAACAAAUGCACCUUCAAAGAUUUUCAAUUGUACUUUACUUGACAAUUGUGCUCAUGGAUUAUUAGGAAUAAUUGAUGAUAGAAGACAAUACUUUGCAAAAUCAAUUGAAAUGGUAAUCAAUUAUCAAAGUAUUUCUGAAGUCGAAAGAAACCCACCUGAUGAACUCUAUUUAUUAUCAAGAGUAAUAGAUUCAACUUACAAUGACAUUAUUGGACAUUGUCAGUUGGUUCAUCCAAAUGGUACUUUGAUCUUGGAGAUGACAAAACUAACAGUUGGAACAAAUGAAAAAUCUAAAAUGAAGAAAAUUAAAUAUCCAGUUGAAGAACUUAUGGAUUCAUUCUAUCAAUCAAAAGAAUCUAUUUUAAAAAGUCCAAAAGAUAUUUCUCUAAGAAAAGUGCAUACAGAGUCAUCACUCGGUAUCAAAGUCAAUGAUUUUGAAAUUGAUUCUAUUCGAUUAUUGUAUUCAAUGUUUUCAAAUAUUUUACUAGAUUUUAAUCUUUCUAUACUCGAUCAAACAAUUAAAGAAUCUUUUGUCAAAUUCAGUCUAGUAUCAUCAAAUACAAACAUUAAAUUAUUUUCAAGAAUUAUAGAAAUUCUAAAAGAAAAUAGAUCAAUAUUAGAAUCUUUUGAAGAAAAAGAUUUCAAAGAAACAUGGAAAUAUUCUAUUCCGUUAUGUCAUAUGGAACAAAGUGUUCAAUCAAUCAUUGAUGUUCUUUAUGGAAACUUUGAAGUAGAACUUGAUAAUCAAUAUCAAAAUGAUAUUUUGGAACACUAUAUCAAACAAAUAAUCAAUAUUGCGGUAACUUCCAUUUCAGAAACAAUAAUCAAUUCAAAAGAAUUGAGAAUUAUUAAAAUAUUAGAAAUUGGAAGAGAAAAUGGAAAAAUGACCAAAAUGAUCAUUUCUCAACUCGAUGAAAUGUUAUUGUCUCACAAAAAGAAUAAUAUUCAAGUUCAAUAUACUUUCACAAAUGCUUCACCAACUUUAGUGAAAGAAAUGAAAGAAAGAUUCACAAACCAAUUCAAUUUGAAAUCAAACUUGAAAUUGAAAUUUAAGGUUGCUGAUUUCGAUAGAGACUUUAUUGAACAAGAUAUUCUUCAUUCAUCAUACGAUAUGGUAUUAAUGUCAUUGGAGCUUCAUAUCCGUCCAGAUAUUAGAAUUCCAAUUGAAAAUUGUUAUAAUAUUCUUUCACCAAAUGGAAUAUUAUUGUUUGUUGAACCUGCACACAGUGUUGCAAGUAUCGAUAUUUUGUUUGGUAGAUUCAAACAAUAUUGGAAUUAUAUUGAUGGUAUCAGAGAUCAUUCUUCACCAAAUCUAAAUCAAUUGGUUGAGUUACUCUCACAAAAUAAUAGAUUCAUUAAUACAAAGAUUUAUGGACCAAUUGAUUCGAAUGGAAAUCAAUUACCUCCUGAUCAAGGUCUUCUUAAUAUCAUCCAUUCUCAAAAAUCACCUAUUAAAUCUCUUCCCAUUUGCAAUAUUCAACAUCUUGUUUUAAUCAUCAAUGAAAAUCAAUCAAUUCCUUUGGAAAUUUUUGAACAAUAUUCCAAAAAAUCAAUAUCAAUUGUCUACUCAAAUGAAAUUGAUCAUAAAUCAGGUUUAUUGUUUGAAGCAUCUCAUAUCAUAUUCCUUUCAACAAUAGAACAACAAUAUAUAAACACUUUUCAAACUACAUUAUUCUCGUUGGUUCAAUUAAUUCAAACUUUUAGAUUUCGAGAAAAUCAACCAUCAAUUACUAUCAUCACAAAAGAUUCUGAAUCUUCAAAUUUCUUUUCAAAUUCCGUUGUUGGAUUGGUUUACACAGCUAUGGUUGAUCAUCGAGAGCUGAAUCUAUUAUUGGUUGAUAUUGAUUCACCUUUGAAUGGUGAGAAUAUUGAAACAAUUCUUCGUCUCAAUGAAAAUAGACUUGGUGAAUAUCAUUACUCAAUCAAGAAGAAUCAAGUCAUGGUAUCAAGAAUAAGGAAAAUCAAAGAUGAUGUUUUGGAAUAUUCUCAUGCCUUUGAGAAUGAAAUAGAGAAUCUGGGAGUUGCUCCAAAUGUCAAUUUAGAUUUUAAAUUAAUGAAUAGAAUAGUUGGGCCAAAUGAAAUCGAAAUUGAAGUCAAAUCAGCUGCAAUUAAUUUCAAAGACUAUUUAUUCCAUCUCAAAUUAAUUCCAGAAAAGAUAAUGAUAAGAGGAGAUAUUCAUCAUCCACCACUCGGACUUGAAUCAAGUGGAGUUGUCACAAAGAUUGGAGAGAACACAAAGAAGUUCAAAGUUGGAGAUGAAGUUGUUUGUUUCCAAAUUGGAAAAGCAAUUGGUUCACAUACUAUUUAUGAUGAAUCAUUCUUUGUUCCAAAACCAAAAGAACUUUCAUUCAUUGAAUGUUCAUCAGUUGGAACUGUAUAUUUAUCAGUAUAUCAUGCUUUCAAAAUUACCAACUUUGAUGCAGAAAGUGAAUCAAUUCUGAUUCAUAGUGCUACUGGAGGUGUUGGACUUGCAGCAUUAAAUACUUUGAGAAUGAUGAAUUGUAAAAGAGUUUUUGCAACAGCUGGAUCACAAGAAAAGAUUGAAUAUCUUAAAUCAAAUUAUUCUGAUAUUUUAAUUGAUGUAUUCAAUUCUUCAUCAAUUGGUUUUGCAGAUUUGAUUAAACAGAAAUGUAAUGGAGUCGAUGUUCUAUUGAAUUCUUUAUCUGUUGAAUAUAUGGAAGAGAACUUCCGUUCAAUGGCUCCUCAUGGAAGAAUUGCUGAUCUUACAAUUACUCAUAUUCAUAAUAAUGAUACUUGUAAUUAUGGUCAAUUCAAAAAUGAUCUUAUUUAUUGUCCAAUAGAUCUUACUUUUACUGCAAAACACAAGACAAUAUAUAUGGCUAAUUUAUUUAAGCAAAUUCUCAAUGAUAUUUCAACUGGAAAACUUCAAUUGACACCAAUCAAGGUAUUUGAUAUCACUGAUAUCAAAGAUGCUUUCAAAUUAAUGAAAGAUAGAAAACAAAUUGGUAAAAUUGUUUUGGAUUGUUCAAAUAUCAAAAAUUCUAUUCUUCAACCAUUAGUAGAAUCAAAAAAUAGACAACCAUUACCAAAGAUUCAUUACAAAGUUCCAAUUUCAAACACAAUAAUUGUCACUGGUCAAAGUGGUAUUUCUCUUGAACUUGUCACUUGGCUUUCUAAACAUUCAAGUGCAUCAAAUAUUGUUGUGUUUUCAAAAUCAAACAUGAACAACAGAAUUAAACAAUUGAUAAAUUCAACAACAUCCAUGAAAAUAGAUUUCUAUUCAAUGGAUGUUUCAAAUUUUGAAAACUUAAAUUCAAGUAUUGAAACAAUUUCAAAGAUUCUUCCUCCAAUUGAAACUAUUUUCCAUCUUGCAACUAUUUUUGGUUCAAAUCCAAUAAAUGAAGUGACAUUGGAAAAUCUCAAAGAAGUUAACGAUCCUAAAGUUAUAGGUGCCUAUAAUCUACAUAAGAUUUCAAUUGAUUUAAAGUUACCCCUCAAACAAUUUAUCGUAUUUUCAUCAGUAUCUGGAUUAUGUGGAUCAGCCUCACAACCAGCUUAUAAUUCAGCAUGUCUAACAGUAGAUGCCUUAUGUAAAUAUAGAAACAAUAUUCUUGGAUUAUGUUCAAAAUCAAUUAGAUUAGGUCCAACAAUGGGAGAAGGAACUGUGGCUGAAUCUGAAGGAAUGCAAGAAUACUUUAAUUCUAGAGGUGUAGAGCCAUGUCCACUAAACAAGGUAAUCGGAGGAAUUGAACAAAUUAUUUCACAAUCAUUAUAUUGCACUCCUAUUAUAUCAAAUAUUACUAAUGGAAGAUGUUAUGAUGUCCAUCCACAUAUCAGACAGUGUGUUGAACAUUUAGUAGUUGAAGAUACAGGUAAAUCAAACAAUUUACUUGAUUAUGUUGAUCCAAUAGAAGCAAUCACCGAUGGUCUUUCUAAACUUCUCUCGAUUCCAAACCACAAGUUAAAUCAUGACACUCCUCUCAAGAACUAUGGUGUUGACUCAAUGGUCACCGUUCAAGUUAAAUUUUAUUUGGAUAAUAUAAUUGAUAUUGAUGUGUUCAGUUUGUCCCAAAUUCCAAACUUGACAAUCAAUUCUAUACACCUUUCAUAUCUGAAACUCAAAAAGAACAAGAACAAAUAA
This is a messenger RNA of Heterostelium album PN500, 7230 nucleotides long. RefSeq lists its product as uncharacterized. NCBI's taxonomy places the organism in Eukaryota, Evosea, Eumycetozoa, Acytosteliales, Acytosteliaceae. The transcript is spliced from 4 exons. The record is from RefSeq and is a predicted model, not a curated record. Gene Ontology annotation, molecular function: oxidoreductase activity; acyltransferase activity. Bases 1 to 7230 code for a protein of 2409 amino acids.